Poecile atricapillus (Black-capped chickadee) is the source of this 2243-nucleotide messenger RNA. Its product is annotated as pleckstrin homology-like domain family A member 1. The transcript is spliced from 2 exons. Gene Ontology annotation, molecular function: phosphatidylinositol phosphate binding. The record is from RefSeq and is a predicted model, not a curated record. Gene Ontology annotation, biological process: positive regulation of apoptotic process. Gene Ontology annotation, cellular component: nucleus. Bases 149 to 604 code for a protein of 151 amino acids. NCBI's taxonomy places the organism in Eukaryota, Metazoa, Chordata, Aves, Passeriformes, Paridae.
CGGGCGGCAGCCGCUCCGCUUCCUGCGGGCCGGGGCGCUCCCGGCCCUCCGCCUCGGAGCCGGAGCCCGGCGGAGAGUGCUCGGCUGGUGCCGCCUGCGCCCCGAGCCCAGUCCCUGCGGGCGGAGGCCGUCUAACCCUGCCAGAAGGAUGCUGGAGAGCGGCUGCAAGGCGGUGAAGGAGGGCAUGCUGGAGAAGAGGAGCGACGGGCUGCUGCAGCUCUGGAAGAAGAAGCGCUGUAUCCUCACCGAGGAGGGGCUACUCCUCAUCCCCCCCAAGCACCCCCCGCAGCCGCAGCAGCAGCAAUCGGCUCCGCCGGCCGAGCCGACGGCCAAGAUCAAGGAGCUUCACUUCUCCAACAUGAAGACGGUGGACUGCGUGGAGCGGAAGGGCAAGUACGUGUACUUCACGGUGGUGAUGGCCGAGGGGAAGGAGAUCGACUUUCGGUGCGCCCAGGAGCAGGGCUGGAACGCGGCGAUCACGCUGCAGAUGGUGCAGUACAAGAACCGCCAGGCCAUCCUGGCCGUGCGCUCCACCCGGCAGAAGCAGCAGCACCUGGCGGCUCCCCACGGGCCGCGCCUCCGCGGCGCCUCCAACUCCGCCUAGCGCAGGUUACCUUCACGGAGCGCUUCGGAGAAGAGGACAGAGCGCGUUCGUGUCGGACCUGCUCCUGGGGCUCAGAAACUGGGCAAACGCCGGAGGUGCAGGUAGAGCGGAGAGAAGCGGCUCAAUAGCCUGAACCUCAGCCAGCUGCUGCUGCUGCUUUGCCGCCCUCGGUGCCGAGAAGCAUUUCAAAUCCAUUAUUUAUGAACCUUGGAAAGGAUCCUUUGGUGCGAUGGGACUUCUAGGAGACAUGAUGUACUGUAACUUUAUUUUAAUGUAUUUUAUUUUAUUUAUUAGGGUUGUUUUCUUUUGGUUUUGUUUUCCUCUUUAUUUUUUUUUAAGGCUUAUUUGCAAGACAUUUCUGAAUGUAGGCCAUAUCAAAAAAGUAAAGGUAAAAACAAUAUGCAUGUUAGCUCCCUAAAAAUACGGAAAAGUUCUGGGUAUUUUGACUGUGUGCAAUUUGACAAAAGAGUUUUUUUAUUUUUACCCAAAAUACACUGUAUUCCACCAGAAUGGAAAAUGUGAUGUGUGUUUCAAAAUUUGGCUGAAACUCAUACUGCAUAUGAAACCUAUUUUCUCUAAUGAGAACAACAAUUAGAGUCUGGGGCUUAAAUUAUUUUUUUUAUUAAAUAUUAAACGUGGUGGAAGAUGAUAAGAAGUGAUUCAUGCUUGGCUAUUCAAAAAAGCAAUGCCGCUUGUCAUUCUGAGAUUAAAACCAAUCUGUUUAGUGUAUGAGCGGAAGGAAUCUGACCAACUUCUUUUGUGAUACAGGAAUCUGAGUUGGAUUCCAGCUGUCUUUGUGGUGUGCUUGCUUCUAGGCUGGUGGGCCAGAGCUGGGAAGUGUUCAUGAAUGUUUCUUAGCGAUCAGGGCUCCCUCUGCACGUUCAGUUUUUAAGUGAUCUGAAGUCUCAACUUGUGUUGCAUUUUCAUGGCAUUUUUUAAUGUCUUGCAUUAAAGUAGUUCGUAGUUUAAAAAUCCAUUUUAUGUAUGUCUUAGUGUGCAAAUGGAUUAUUUUGGUCACAGUUUUCAUAAGCUGAAAGUUGCUCUCUAGCUGAGAUGAACUCGAUUAAUUUUGGUGUUUAGCACUGUCAGAUGUUGAGAGAGGCGUGCCAUCUUGCCUCUAAAAACGUUGAUGAUGCCAUGAAGUUGGAAAACAAAGGGCUAAUUGCACAGCUGGUGUGUGUUUCUCUGCCUCUUAAAAGUCGGUGGGAGUUUGGCUGCCGAUGCUGGCGGGAGCGGGUCGGAGCUCCUCGCCCAGCGCAGAGGACAGAGUCGGGCAUGGGCGGUGAGCUUUCUAGGACAGGGCCUUUCUGAUGAUGGGUGCUGCUACCGCCCAGGUUCUCUGGUUUAAAUGAAAUGGGGAGGCUGCAAGUGGGAUAGAGCAAUGUGGCCCAUGAUCUCUGGUCCAAGUUAAAAAUGUCAAAGCCAUGGAGAUAUUUAUUUUAGCUAGUGUGGUGAGGAAAAUGGCUUUUGGUCCCUUUGCAAUUUACAUUAAUAUAGACAAAGUCUUUUAAAGCUACACAUUCAAGGCUUUUCUUUCUGUGUAAAUGAGGUAACGUGGCAUCAAGAGCCUUACAUUCUCGGUGCAAGCUUAUUUCUGUAAGUGUUUAAAGCAAAAAGCUGGUGUGUUACUCAAUGGAAG